Molecule: messenger RNA, 6242 nt
Organism: Heterocephalus glaber (naked mole-rat)
Lineage: Eukaryota; Metazoa; Chordata; Mammalia; Rodentia; Bathyergidae
Source: RefSeq, a predicted model, not a curated record
GCGUCCACCAGAUCAGCAGAGAGGGCGGUGCAACUGCUGCAAAACGUGAAGAAGCCAAGUGUAGUAGUCAGCAUCCAAGACCUACUAGACACUAACCUAUUAAGCGGGGGGCCUCACUCGGCACCCUCAUUCGGGAUCCCCCCGUCCAGGGCCCUCAUCCGGGGACCCGCGCUAGAGCCCGUAUCCAGAGCCCACAGCCAGGACUCUCAUCCGGGGUGCAUCCGGGGCCGCAUCCGGGACCCGCGCUCCACUGCAGGAAAUGCCACUGAGACGCGCCGCCCUCCGACCAUCUAGAGCGGCCCGGAAGAGCUGGCGCGGCCUUGCGAAGGAGUGUGUCCCUGACGGGACGUAGCUGAGCCCGCCUCUCCGCUCCGUUGAGUCUCCCGGAAGCCGUUCGUUCUCGGGUCGCCGUGAGAGAGGCCCCUUGGUUCGUCUCCCCAGGAAGAGGAGGAGGAGGCGAUGCCGGGCCUUGGGUGAAGGCUGUCCUCACCUUCUGGAUCGCGUAGAGGCCCGGCGCGGGAGCCCGUUCGUCUUCGGUCCUGGUCGCCCCGAAGCCCCGCGGAUAAAGAGCCCCGCAGUCCGAGCGCCGUGACCGGUCCUGUGUGCGCUGGUGAUGGUCAUUGUUCUCCAGAACAGGGAUGGAGGAACUGUCAGCCCAAGAAGCUACAGGAUCACCAAGGGUCCAGUUUCAGUCUUUGGAGACCCAGUCUGAGUGUCUUUCCCCAGAGCCUCAAUUCAUGCAGGACACGGACAUGGAGCAGGGACUCACCCGGGGUAAGGCAGAGACAACACUUGUAUCCAGGAGAAUGGAAGCUUAGAGGGGCUCCUGGGCCUGCCUGGUAUGACAAGACAACCUUCACUUCACCCCAGUUACCGCGUCUAGAAUAAUCUCUGAGCUAUGCAGCUUUGGCCCCAUCUCCUAAUUCUUGUCUGGCUCUCACUUCCUCUUAGACUUAGGACCUUUCCCGCUCCCUUUUGGCUUCACUUAGUGUCCUUCCUUGAUGUCUGCCGCUUUGCCACUUGCCGUUCUGUUGCAGUUGCAGUGUUUGUGACUAAUGUAGUUUUGGUUAAGAAAGCAACCAUUUAAUCCCUUGUUUGAACACAGUGCCUGUUACUACUGACUGUAGAGUCUCAUUUUAAUGCUAUGUAUAGAUAGGUUGGCUGGCCUUUUUUGUUGUUGUUGUUGUUGUUCUUAUGGAUUUGUUAAGAACUGUGUCUUAGAUUGCUGUGGCCAGCUCUGGUGUCAGAAAUAAUUGUGUGCCAGCACCACAAGAGGCGUGCCACGGUGGGCAGGGUGCUGUGAGGACAUUGCGGGAAUGUGGAAAGCAUUGUGAAGAAGCAAAUGACCGCUUCUUGUUCCUGGAAGCCUUACACACUGGUUGCUGAGACAGUGCCCGUUUGCAAGAUGAAAACUUAAUGGAGUUUAUAGACCUGUGUCUGGCAAACUGUUAGAGGCCUAGUAACUAACUCUGGCCUCAAUAAGUCACUACAAAUCUUUAUGCUUUGCCCAUCACAGAGCAAGGACAGUACUUACCUUUCUGUGAGAAGAAUGUCAGCUUACAAGGAUAAAGGGAAAUAGGAGAUUUCCUAAUAAAAUCCUGCAUCGUGGGCCUAAACAGGCAUAAGUAAGACAUACAAGUACCAAGGAGGGACAGAGUAGAGGUACCCAAUACCUGAUAUAUAUCGCUUGGUUUUAGUAGUAUAUUGAUGUGAAAGAGGGUCCCAUUGACACCCUUUGUGCUAGAGAGGCCUCUUGAAGGGAGCCCUGUGGAAGGGCUGCUCUUACUCGUUUUUUUUUUUUUGGUGCCGGGGAUCAAACUCGGGUCCUUGCGCUUGCGCAGCAGGCGCGAAAUCACUGAGCUAAAUCCCCGGCCCUAGGGCUGCUCUUACUCUUGAUCCUUUCUCCCCCUCAGCUCCACCUGUUCCCCAGGUGCCUGCCCUUCCCCACCAGGGAAGCCCAGGAGACCAGGCAGCUGCACCCCUGACAGCCAGGUACCAGGAGUUUGUGACAUUCGAGGAUGUGGCUGUGUACCUUACUCGAGAGGAAUGGGGACGCCUGGACCCUGUUCAGAGGGACCUCUACAGAGAAGUGAUGUUAGAGAAUUAUGGGAACGUGGUCUCACUGGGCAUACUUCUUCGCCUUCCUACCACCCGGAUUCAUUGUGUGAAUUCCUGCCCAGCUCUGAGUCAUACCCAGGCAAGUGCUUUCUCUGGAGAAACACUUGCAGUACUUUCAGCAGGAAUCUCCAAGAGAUGGCCCAAGUGUCGGCUUCCCAUCGGUAGUGCUCGUCCCUGCUCGGAAACUCCUUUUCCACAAUUGAAUCAAACUCGGGCCUCACGCUUGCCAGGAUUUCCAAUUUCCACGCCUGAUGGGAUCUCCCAGCUGGAACAAGAUCUACAGGUCUUUGAUCUGGAAACUAAGAAUAGAGAAGUCUUAAGAGGUGACUCCUCAGAUGGAGAAACCAGAGAAGAGAACAAGCUGUUGAUUCCUAAGCAGAAAAAUUUGGAAGAAGUACAUUCAUACAAAGUGAGAGUAGGAAGACUCAAACAGGAUAUUUCCCAAGUUCCUGAGACUAGAGAAGUGCAUGAGUCUGAGGACAGAUUAGAAAGGCUUCAGGAAAUCCUAAGGAAAUUUCUCUUCCUGGAAAGAGAGUUUAGACAAAUAACAAUCAGCAAGAAAACUAUCACCAGUGAGAACAAUGAAUGUAAUGAGCCUGAAAAAAGCUUCAGUCUGGAUUCUGCCCUUGAUACAGACCACAGAGUUCUUAGAAUACAGAAUAUUGAUGACAAUAAGUAUGACAUGAAUUUCACGCAGAACUCAGCUGCUGAUAAACAUGAACACAUAAAUCUACAACAGACUUUUCAGAAUAGUGAAUACAAAGAAAGCCUAAUGGAUCUCUCCCACUUUAGUAAAUGGGAGAGCAUUUCUGCCACUGAGAAAUCCUAUAAAUGUGAUACAUGUGGAAAAGUCUUCCAUCAGAGCUCAGCCCUUACUAGACAUCAGAGAAUCCAUACCAGGGAGAAACCCUACAAAUGUAAAGAAUGUGAGAAAUCUUUCAGUCAGAGCUCAAGUCUUAGUCGACAUAAAAGAAUACACACUAGAGAAAAACCUUAUAAAUGUGAAGCAUCUGAUAAAUCCUGUGAAAAGUCUGAUAAAUCAUGUAGUCAGAGUUCAGAUGUAAUUCAGCAUAAGAAGAUUCACACCAAAGCCAAAUCUUACAAGUGUAACAAUUGCGAAAGAGUCUUCAGUCGUAGUGUACACCUUACUCAACACCAAAGAAUUCACAGAGAGAUGCCCUGUAAGUGUACUGUAUGUUGCAGUGACUUCUGUCACACUUCAUAUCUAGUUGAACAUCAGAGGGUCCACCACCAAGAGAAAUCCUAUGAGUGUGAUGAAUGUGGUUUGGCCUAUGUUAAACAUCAAGGAAUUCGUUUCAGAGAAAAACCCUAUACAUGUAUUGAAUGUGGAAAAGACUUCAGAUUGAAUUCACAUCUUAUUCAGCAUCAACGAAUUCAUACAGGAGAGAAACCACAUGAAUGUAAUGAGUGUGGAAAAGCUUUCAGUCAAACCUCAUGUCUUAUUCAACAUCACAAAAUGCAUAGGAAAGAGAAAUCAUAUGAAUGUAAUGAUCAUGAGGAGAGUUUCAGUCACAGCUCAGAUCUCCUGCAACAGGAAGUUCUCACCAGAGAAAAAGUCUUUGACUGUCAUGCAUGGGAAAAGAACUUCAGUCAGAGAGCACAUCUUGUUCAGCAUCAAACAAUUCAUACCAAAGAGAAACCUUAUGAAUGCAGUGAACAUGGGAAGACAUUUAGUCAAGUUCAGUCCUCAUUCAACAUCUAAGAGUUCACACCAGGGUGAAGUCAUGUACGUACUGAAUGUGGUAAAGCUUCAGUCAUAGCUCAGACUGUAUUCAAAAUCAAUUCAUGAGAGAAAGAGGGAAACCCUCUGUGAUAAAUGUUGGAAAGCUGUUAGUGUUAAACUCUUAAUUGGCUCCCGCAAAUCCAUUCCCGUGAGAAAAGCUAUGAAAAUACUGAAUGUGGUAAAUUACACACUGUCUUCAUUCCUUAUUCAUAUUUGGGGAAUUUGUACUGGAAUAAAAUUCCAAUAUGUAAAAAAGCAAUCAAAGGAACUACCUUGCUUCAGUAUCAGAUUCAUGUCAUGCAGAAAGCCCAUGAGUUUAAUAAAUGCAUAUGUGAGGAAAUUCAGUCAAAGUCCAAUGCUCAUUCAACAUCAAAGAAUUACCCAAAAGAAGCCAUUUGAGUGUAGUAAAUGUGGCAGAUCUUUUCAGUAAGAAUUCAUCAAAUCUUUGUUGUAAUCAAAAUAUACCAGAUGAGAAUGCAGAUGGAGAAAUUUGUCUCAGUACUUAAAGUUGUCUUUACCCAACAUUAAAGUAGCAGAAAAUUGUUAUUUCUUAUGUAUGAUAUUGUUAAUAUUUAGUCCCAGUCUUUCAUUAUGGAAGAAUCUAGUCUCAAAAAUAAUUUGGAAUGCAGUCCUGUAUGCUCAUGGCAAUAUUUAAUAUAUGUCCUAAGUAUGUGUAUUUUAUUUGUGGAACUCAUUUAAGCUAUUUUCAUUUUAAUAUAGCCUAUAUACACAUUUGUAUUCAUCCUGGAAUUGGUUCUUAUUAGUCACAGCUUCCCAAGAUACUCUUAAUGCACCUUAAAGCAUAUACCAACUUCUGAAAAGUAGCUCAUUUAGCUUUUUCUGCCGUUCUUGGCCCAAGUUGUCUCAAAAACAGAUUCUUAGGCCUGCUCUUUUCUGAGGACCCUACAUCCCAAUUUCUUUAUAGCCACAACCCUUAGAUUCCUACAUUCCUUUAUGAACUUUAAGUUGGUGGUUUCCUAGUUUUAAGCUUGUCACUAGCAGAUAUGCCAUUCCUACUUGGGUCUGGUAUCUUUCCUACAGUGAAGCAUCUUUUAAAGAAUUGGAUUCUCACCUUCAGCCCAUCUGUAAGUAUGGAAGAUUCAGUCUUCCUGAGUUUGUGGCACAACUUUUUAAAACUUUUUGAAGUGACAUCCAAGCUUUUAGCUGCCUUGUCUGCAUCAGUAGCCCUCUAAAAGAGAUGUUGACAUCAGGGAGCCAGUAAGACUCCUGGUGGCCUAGCUGCACUUGUUCUUUGCCUGUUCUGCAUGUCUAAGUUUAGAGUUCUCUUAUAUGCCGCUAUUGAAGUCCAGAAAAACCCUCAGGUCUGCUUUUGAUAGGAAAAACAUUAAGAACACAUUCAAAAAGCUUCAUAUACAUACCAGAACUCUUCAUACAAAAAACACAUACACAAUACAAAACCCAGAAAAUUUCCAAAGUAAAUAUAAAAUAUGUUGUUCUUAUGUAAUAUAUCUAGAGACUAUUUUAGGAGAAUGGCAGAUCUGUUCCUGCUAAAAUCUAACCAUUAGGACUGCUGCUUUAUCUGUUUGGACUCCUCUCCUACUCUCCAUCAAUUCAGGACAGUAUUUGAAGUGUGGGUUCUUUGUGUGUAAUUAUUUGUGCAUCAUCAUGUUUUUGUUUGCUUUUGAGAUAGGGUCUCACUUUGUUGCCCAAGCUGGCCUUGAACUUCUGGGCUCAGGUGAUCCUGCCUCAGCCUCCAGAGUAGCUUGGACUACAUGUGUGGACUGUAUAAUUUUGUAUUUUAAUGGGACUUACACAUGUGAAAGAAUGUGGCUUUUGUGAUUAAUGAAAAUGAUCUUAAAUGUUGGCUCCAGAGUUCAGGGUUAUUGUCAUGUACCUAAAAAAGAGUUCAUCAUUAUUUAGAUGUCAAAGCAUUUUAAUAGUUUUUCCAUCUUAAGCUUCAUAACAUUUUGUGAAUAGGACAAGUGUUAUUUAAAAUUCUAGUCCAACAAUUGAGGCUUUCAUAGUUCAGAUGUUAUAAUAUUCAUUAGGGAUCUGCAAAAAAUAUGUGAAAAUACAUUGUAAGCCUCCUGUGGCUAACCUCUAGGAUAGUUCUACCAGUAUAUUUUACAUCUUUCCAUCAGCAAGAAUAGGCUCUCAUCAGGGCAAGGUAGGGGCCUAAAUGAAAUCGAUAUAUAAUUAAGUAAUCUAAAUGUAAAAAGCAAAUGAAAAAUGCAUGUUUUUUUCCCUAUCAAACAUGUAUACCCUUAACAGAGAUCAAUAAUUACCUCUGGUGACCAUGAAACAGAGGACUAAGUAAUGCCUAAAUAACAAAAUAUGUACAAAUCACAUGUAUGCGUUUGAUUUAGGAAUGUGCUUUUGUACCUCUACUUGAAUAAAGACAUGCUUGAUAUUCUGAGAA